UUGACAAUAUGAAGGCCACCUUUUUUGUAAUAUGUUAUUGCUGGCCACUAAUAAAUUGAAGAAAAAAAAAUGUCAAACAUGCCAGUUUGUGUUAUCUCCACGUUAUCUCUAUAAUAAUUUGGUUGAAUGCGUUGUUAGACGUAACAAUGGGACAUCAGAUCAGCGCCCUAUUCUCGGGCCUGGGAAGGUUUUUCGAAUACCCGGUGAAGCGGAAGCCGAUUUGUUUUUAUAGACAGGAGGAUUUUACUGCUACAGGCGAGCCACACAAGAAAGUUUCCGACGCACAGAAGAUGCCGAUGACAGAUUACGAUAAGCUAGUAGAUUUAUUCUACAAGAGAUUAGCGGAACAACGGCAAUACAAUCAAGAGAUGAAAGAAAAGGAUCGCAGAUGGAGCAUACAGAAGGUGGUGAACCGUUUCCCGGGCUGGAACGAAGUCACCAUCGCCAACUUGCACAGUUUGUUCCUGCUCUUUGACAACCAGUCGAACGGCAUGCUAGCAUUCGAUGACUUUGCAGUGUUGGAGAGCCUAGGAGAUGACAGCACCAUAGAGGUGCGGAAAGAAAAAUUUCACGCCGCGGACACGGACGGAGACGGCUGGAUUACGUACGAUGAGUUUUUGUUGCUUGUUUACAACUUCCAUCCUCGAGAUGAAGAUCAGUUGACAGGCUUAGCGCUACUGUGCAACGAAGUCGCCGACAACAUUCAAUUCGUCAGCAACUUGACUGUAGGCGAGCAAUUAGAAUAUGGAUUGUUUUAGUUAAAAUAGUAUAGCAUAGUACAAAUAAUUGUUUUAUUUUCUUAUAA
This is a messenger RNA of Manduca sexta (tobacco hornworm), 805 nucleotides long. RefSeq lists its product as uncharacterized. Gene Ontology annotation, molecular function: calcium ion binding. NCBI's taxonomy places the organism in Eukaryota, Metazoa, Arthropoda, Insecta, Lepidoptera, Sphingidae. The transcript has 5 exons. Bases 147 to 758 code for a protein of 203 amino acids. The record is from RefSeq and is a predicted model, not a curated record.